CGUGAUAUUUGUAGCAUCGAGUACACUAUCUUCAGUACUUAGUAUACUGUGGCUUAAUACGUCGACGCCAGAAAGGUUAUAUUUCCCUUCCUUCUAUUUCAAUUGUCGAGGGGCUUCGCAAUGGGUGCAUAUAAAUAUAUGCAGGAGUUGUAUCGCAAGAAGCAGAGCGAUGUGCUGCGAUUCUUGCUUCGUGUCAGAUGUUGGCAAUAUCGUCAAUUGACUAAAAUGCAUCGUGCUCCCAGACCAUCUAGACCCGAUAAAGCACGUCGCUUGGGUUACAAAGCUAAAGAAGGUUUUGUGAUAUUUAGAAUUCGUGUACGAAGAGGUGGUCGUAAACGUCCUGUUCCCAAAGGUGCAACUUAUGGAAAGCCAAAAAGUCAUGGCGUUAAUCAGUUGAAGCCUACUAGAAAAUUACAGUCUGUUGCUGAGGAACGUGUUGGCCGUCGUUGUGGUGGUCUACGAGUUUUAAACAGUUAUUGGGUAGCUCAGGAUUCUUCAUAUAAAUAUUAUGAAGUUAUCCUGAUUGAUCCAGCACAUAAGGCAAUACGUAAUGAUCCAAAAGUUAACUGGAUAUGUAAUGCAGUACAUAAGCAUCGUGAACUUCGUGGAAAGACAUCAGCGGGCAGAAGUUCGCGAGGUUUAGGGAAAGGACACCGUUACUCACAAACUAUCGGUGGUUCUCGUCGUGCAGCGUGGUUGAGAAGAAACUCUUUGUCACUUCGCAGAAAACGAUAAAUUUCUUAAGUAUUCCGAAUAAUGAUCUUCACGUGUAUACGAUACAUCAUUUCAUUGAUAUAUUAGAAAUAUUUGUAUCAAUAUUAUGGUAUAUCUUGUACGAAAUAAAUGUUUCUUUC
Molecule: messenger RNA, 854 nt
Organism: Bombus impatiens (common eastern bumble bee)
Lineage: Eukaryota; Metazoa; Arthropoda; Insecta; Hymenoptera; Apidae
Gene: RpL15
Product: 60S ribosomal protein L15
Exons: 5
Coding region: 121-735 (204 amino acids)
Biological process (GO): cytoplasmic translation
Cellular component (GO): cytosolic large ribosomal subunit; ribosome
Molecular function (GO): RNA binding; structural constituent of ribosome
Source: RefSeq, a predicted model, not a curated record